UAUUUGCUCCUAAAUUGAAAACAGUAAUUACUCGCCAUUCUAACCAAUUGAGGAAACGAUUGCACAUGGAAACAAAAUUUUAUAACAAUGGUGAAAUCAACAACCAAAAAAUUGAACGUAAAUACGAAUUGAGAAACAGAACAGUGUAUGUUAGUAAUCAAUUGAAUUGUGUCAAACGCUCCAAUGCGAGGCUGUAUAAUGAAGGUGCAACACCAAAAAAGAAGACAAAGAUCUGGUCCGAAAAUUUUGAAGAUAAGAUGCAGAGCUGUUCUGAGGGAUCGUUAAAUUCUGAGGGCUUGAUAAAUUCUGAGGGUUCAAAUAUUGCUGAGGGAUAG
This is a messenger RNA of Meloidogyne enterolobii, 335 nucleotides long. The record is from the annotation of a GenBank genome assembly. NCBI's taxonomy places the organism in Eukaryota, Metazoa, Nematoda, Chromadorea, Rhabditida, Meloidogynidae.